Messenger RNA from Diprion similis, 2375 nucleotides. Its product is annotated as sodium-dependent neutral amino acid transporter B(0)AT3. Gene Ontology annotation, cellular component: plasma membrane. NCBI's taxonomy places the organism in Eukaryota, Metazoa, Arthropoda, Insecta, Hymenoptera, Diprionidae. The transcript is spliced from 13 exons. Bases 109 to 2295 code for a protein of 728 amino acids. The record is from RefSeq and is a predicted model, not a curated record. Gene Ontology annotation, biological process: sodium ion transmembrane transport.
UGCAAGCACUUGGUGUUCCAUGAUCUGAUAUCGUGAGGAGCCUCACUCACUCGGUGGAGACGAACCAUAAACGUAAUUGGACCGCGUCAAACGAGGUACAACUACGAGAUGGCAAACACGGCUCACCUCGUAUGUCGACAGAGUUCACGUGAUCUGAAGCCACAAAAGAGCUUUGACAGGUUGGAGAUGAAGGAGAUGCGGGGCCGACUUGUCGUCGAGAAUCACAAAAGCAGCUCUACCGUGAGUUACGGAGCUACAAACGCGGGAUUUGACGACUCCAGCCCAAACACGAAGAUUAAGUUGAGUGACGAAGGUGGGGGCAGUAAACUGGGCAGCACUGAAGGUAAAGCCAUCUUCCGACCGGAAGCUGGGGAAGAUGAGCGAGAAAAUUGGGACAGCAAACUCACGUUUUUACUUGCAACUGUCGGCUACGCUGUGGGGCUUGGAAAUGUUUGGCGGUUUCCAUAUCUUGCCCAAAAAAAUGGAGGAGGGGCCUUUCUAAUCCCCUACUUUGUGAUGCUUGCGAUUGAGGGCAUUCCGAUAUUCUAUCUAGAGCUGGCGAUUGGGCAGCGUCUGCGGAAAGGAGCCAUCGGAGUGUGGAAUCAGGUAUCUCCAUACUUGGCUGGUAUCGGCUUAAGCAGUGCGGUGGUUUCGUUCCACGUUGCGCUUUACUACAAUACUAUAAUUGCCUGGUGCCUGUUCUACUUAGCACAGAGCUUCCAAUCAGAACUUCCUUGGUCCGAGUGCCCGAACAAAUAUUACCAGAACGGAUCCUACGGUUCAGAACCUGAAUGCUUGGUGAGUGGGCCAACGCAGUAUUUUUGGUACCGUACAACGCUGAUGAUAUCGGAAGAUAUAAAUUCGCCAGAAGUUUUCAACUGGAAAAUAGCCCUGGCACUUGUAGUUGCCUGGAUUCUUGUCUACAUGUGUAUGAUCAAGGGAAUCGCUUCGUCUGGCAAGGUAGUCUAUGUAACAGCGACUUUCCCCUACAUCGUCCUGAUAAUAUUCUUCUUUCGUGGAGUAACGCUACCAGGAAUGUCAGAUGGGUUGCGUCAUCUUUUCACGCCCAAGUGGUGGACGCUCACUGACCCGGUUGUCUGGCUGGAGGCGGGGACCCAAAUAUUUUUUUCCUUGGGUUUGGCGUUCGGUGGACUCAUCGCUUUUUCGUCAUACAACCCAGUGAACAACAACUGUUAUCGUGAUGCCAUAACGGUCAGCCUCACGAACUGCUUUACCUCCAUGUUUGCUGGCAUCGUAGUCUUCUCAAUUAUAGGUUUCAAAGCCACCAUGGUCUACGAACAAUGCUUAGUUGACAGAAACGCAACUCUGGUCGGUAUGUUUGGAAACCAAGUUGACGUCAACAAUAUCCCACCAUCGGGAGCAUUUAUUAACGUUCCGAGCGGACACGGAUCUCUUGACAACAUAAGAAUGCCCGAAUUACCUGUGUGUGAUUUAGAGAAGGAGUUAGACAAUUCUGCAUCAGGAACCGGAUUGGCGUUCAUCAUUUUUACCGAAGCAAUAAACCAGUUUCCUGGAGCUCAGUUUUGGUCCGUGUUGUUCUUCCUGAUGCUCUUUACCCUAGGUAUUGAUUCCCAGUUUGGAACCCUAGAAGGUGUUGUCACCAGCAUAGUGGAUCUGAAGAUAUUCCCAAACUUGCGAAAAGAAAUUCUGACCGGAGUGAUCUGUCUGGUCUGUUGCAUUAUUUCGAUGGCCUUUGCUCACGGUGCAGGAAGUUACGUAUUCGUCCUCUUCGACAACUUUAGCGGAAAUUUUCCUCUCCUGAUUAUUGCAUUUUUCGAGUGUGUUGGCGUUUCAUAUGUCUACGGCUUGAAAAGAUUUGCUGACGACAUUGAACUCAUGACGGGCAAUCGUCCAGGCCUAUACUGGCUUAUCUGCUGGAAGUAUCUCAGCCCGUUAGCAAUGCUGAGCAUUUUGGUAGCAUCGUUCGUAGAGAUUGCCGUCGAAGGAAGCGGUUAUCCGGCUUGGAUAGCAGGCAAGGGUAUUACCGAAAUACACGAGUGGCCAUUAUGGGCGCUGUUUCUAAUCGUAUUCCUCAUCUCAUCUUCAGUAUUGUGGAUACCUGGUGUUGCCUUGUGCAGAUACUUUGGUAUCCUGAUAGUAGACGACAAUGAGAAGGCCUGGUUUCCUGCAGCGGAUUUGAAAGAAUUUCACGGAAUCGUACCCCACGAGGUCACUGCAUCGGAAACGCUACUUUUCUGCAUUCGGAGUGACGGAAGUGAAGGUCUUUGCUGCCCGACAGGAGGCGCACACGAUGAUGACGAUGAUCUCACAUAGGUUCUGGGGUUACUGCUCUCGCACAGAUUACUCGUGCCUACCAAGUGACUUAGAUUAUUAUCUUGAGAGAAGAAGACGGA